Messenger RNA from Carcharodon carcharias (great white shark), 2318 nucleotides. RefSeq names its product gastrula zinc finger protein XlCGF8.2DB-like. Lineage: Eukaryota; Metazoa; Chordata; Chondrichthyes; Lamniformes; Lamnidae. The record is from RefSeq and is a predicted model, not a curated record. The transcript is spliced from 2 exons. Gene Ontology annotation, biological process: regulation of transcription by RNA polymerase II. Gene Ontology annotation, cellular component: nucleus. Gene Ontology annotation, molecular function: DNA-binding transcription factor activity, RNA polymerase II-specific; RNA polymerase II cis-regulatory region sequence-specific DNA binding. The coding region runs from base 745 to 1893 and encodes 382 amino acids.
CCAGGGGCUCCUGCUCAGUCUUCCAGCUCCGCCCCCUCUUCCUAUUGGUCUGGAGCUGCCCACAAUCGGUGUGAGUUGGAGCAUGCGCAGUCCGUGGAGACAGACGGGAAGGGAGUUCGAGCGAACGGACUUAAAAUGUGGGUUUAAAUAGACCGAGUGCAGAUUCAGGGCCGAAAAUAAACCCGUGAAUAGACAUAGGACCGGGGGGUGAGGUUGAAAGCUUCAUAAACUCACGGUGUUAGCCCCAAACCCUAGGUAAGGAGCCAUCGGUCCCGCGUUUGCUCGGAGUUGCGGGAGAAAGGCCCGAGUUAACGGCCGCCAUCUUUAUAGGGUCAAUGUAGUGAGGGGCGCAUGCGCGGCCGCCAUCUUUAUAGGGGCAAUGUAUGAUGGGCGCAUGCGCGACCUCUCGCAUUCGGCGAAACAAAGAGAAAAGGAAGGAAACCUUGGGAGGUUUGGAGAAACCACCUUCAUGAUCACUCAAGAAAUCUCCACACUGAGUUUUGGACACAAGGGUAUUGGAAGGGGAGGAUUUCAAACAUCAGUGUGACUGGGAAAACACUGAGAUACAGACACACCCGAGUCACAGUGUUCCAGUGAACUGACUGUGCCAAGAGCUUUAACCAGUUACACAGCCUGAAAUAACAUUGCACCAAUCACAGUGGGGAGAAACUGUACACGUGUUCUCUGUGUGGAUGAGGCUUCAACUGACCAUCCAAUCUGGAGACACACAGGGAUACCCACACCAUGGAGAAACGAUGGAAAUGUGAGGAAUGUGGGAAUGGAUUCAAUUACCCAUCUCAGCUACAAAAGCAUCAGCGCAGUCACACUGGGGAGAGGCCGUUCACUUGCUCUGAGUGUGGGAAGGGUUUCACUCAGUCAGCCAACCUGCGAGCACACCAGCGUAUUCACACUGGAGAGAGGCCAUUCACCUGCUCUGAGUGUGGGACGGGAUUCACUAAGUCAUUUGACCUGCUGAGACACCGGCGGGUUCACACUGGAGAGAGGCCAUUCACCUGCUCUGAGUGUGGGAAAGGUUUCACUCAGUCAUCUGACCUGCUGAGACACCAGCGAGUUCACAGUGGGGAGAGGCCAUUCACCUGCUCCGAGUGUGCGAAGGGAUUCAGUCAGUUAUCCAGCCUGCUUAUACACCAGCGGUUUCACACUGGAGAGAGGCCGUUCACUUGCUCAGAGUGUGGGAAAGGAUUCACUCAGUUAUCCCACCUGCUGGUGCACCAGCUUUGUCACACUGGAGAGAGGCCGUUCACCUGCACCGAGUGUGGGAAGAGAUUCACUCGGUCAUCGCACCUGCAAACGCACCAGCGAAUACACACUGGAGAGACACCGUUCACCUGCUCCGAGUGUGGGAAGGGAUUCACUCAGUCAUCCCAUCUGCGAACACACCAACAAAUUCACACUGGGGAGAGGCUGUUCACCUGCUCUGAGUGUGGGAAGGGAUUCACUCAGUCAUCCGACCUGUGGAGACACCAACGAGUUCACACUGGGGAGAGACCAUUCACUUGCUCCGAGUGUGGGAAGGGAUGCACUCAGUCAUCUGACUUGCUGAUACACCAGCGGAUUCACACUGGGGAGAGACCAUUCACCUGCCCUAUAUGUGGCAAAGGAUUCACUGCGUCCUCUGCACUGCUGAAGCACCAGCGAAUUCACACUGAGGAGAAGCCAUUCAGCUGUACUUCCUGUGGAAAGAGAUUCAGGUCUUCAGCCCAGCUCAAAGCACACCAGCGAGUUCACACUGGAGAGAGACCAUUCACCUGUUCUGAGUGUGGGAAGAAAUUCACUCACUCAUCCCAACUGCAGAGACACCAGCGAGUUCAUAGGUCACAGCAGAGGUUGGAUUCUGCCGUUAUUACUGCUGUUAAUCACAUCCAGGACUGAACCAUCUUCAUUCUGAUAGUUGGGGUUUGUUUCUGCUGAUGUUCACAAUCCCUGUAACUGGGCUGAAGUUUAAUAUUCUGGAUCUAUAGCUGAUUGUGUUCUCGGGGCUGCAGUGGACCAGGAGGCUUCACAAAUAUCCCCAUCCUCAAUGAUGGAAGAGCCCAGCACAUCAGCCUGAAGCAUUUAUAGCAAUAAUUAGCCAGAAAUACCUAGUCGAUGAUCCAUCUCGGCCUCAUCCAGUGGUCCCCAGGAUCACAGAUGCCAGUCUUCAGCCAAAUCGAUUCACUCGUGAUAUCGAGAAUCGAUUGAAGGUAUUAGAUCCUGCAAAGGCUAUGGGCCCUGACAAUAUUCUGCAAUUGUACUGAAGACUUGUGCUCCAUGCCGUGCCCCUAGCCAAGCUGCUCCAGUACAGCUACAAUACAGGC